AGAGAGAGAGAGAUUCAAGGAUCCUUGUGAGACAAGGACCCAAGGCAGGAAGCAGGCAGGCUUCAAGAUCCCUAGAGAGAGAGUGUGUCAUCCACAAUGUGCCCAACAAAGCAAAAGCCACGACCCUCACGUGAAGAGAAACCCUCCCCCCAAAACCCCUCUCUCUCUCCUCCCCCACCGAUCGACUGGAAGCAUGAGGCCCGCCUCGCUGGCUCCCUCGAUGAAGUCGACCUUCACACAGGCGUCAAUGGAUGGGCCCCACCCCCUGGCGACCUCUUCUCUCUCAGGGCCAAGAAUUACUUCUCCAAAAAACAGAAAUCCCCCUCUGGCGAUUGGCUCUUGAAGCCACUCGCGGUCGAUUGGCUGAGGUCGAGUGCCCGGCUCGACAAUUUGCUAAGCCGUCCGGACAACAGGGUCGCCACUGCUCUUCGUCGUGCCCAGGCCUCUGGGUCUGCGCGUAAGGCUUUCAUGUUCGCCGUUAAUUUGCAGAUCCCAGGGCGCGAGCACCACAGUGCAGUAUUCUACUUUGCAUCAGAUGAUCCCUUACAUCCUGACUCAUUGCUCUAUAAAUUCGUGCAUGGUGACGAAGCGUUCCGGAACUCUCGGUUCAAAAUCGUAAACCGCAUUGUCAAGGGCCCUUGGAUUGUAAAAGCGGCGGUUGGUAACCACUCAGCUUGCCUCUUAGGCAAGGCGUUGUGUUGUCGGUAUUUAAAGGGCGAUAACUACUUUGAAAUUGAUGUAGAUAUCGGGUCCUCGGCUUUAGCUAAUGCUAUUUUGCAUUUGGCUUUAGGGUAUGUGACCUCAGUUACUGUUGAUAUGGGGUUUGUGGUGGAGGCCCAAAGCGAGGAAGAGUUGCCGGAAAAGUUAGUAGGAGCUGUGAGAAUAGCCCAAAUGGAGAUGGGCUCUGCAGUGUGGGUUGAGCCCAUGGGCCCAGAGCCUGCGAGCCGGGCACAUGGGCCUGUCAAAGGGAGAAGCUUUGGAAGGGUGAAGCACCAUGCAAGAGAUGAGGAAGUGUGAGGAGAGAGAGAGAGAGAGAGACAGAGAGAGAAGGGUGAUUCUUGGUCCCCUUGGUUUCUGUGGGGGUUGGAUGGGGCAUCUGGCUUCUUGUGUAGAUAAUAAGAGGGAGAGAAGAUAAAUUGCUUUUGUAGUUUCUUUGUCUUGUUAUUUGGUCAAUUAGUUCCCAAAUUCAUUUGAUGGGAGUUUUAGUAAGAUCCCAUUUCGUUGCUGUUGCAAUGGUGGUUUUCUUCCAA
Messenger RNA from Amborella trichopoda, 1250 nucleotides. Its product is annotated as protein ENHANCED DISEASE RESISTANCE 2. Lineage: Eukaryota; Viridiplantae; Streptophyta; Magnoliopsida; Amborellales; Amborellaceae. The record is from RefSeq and is a predicted model, not a curated record.